Molecule: messenger RNA, 1077 nt
Organism: Budorcas taxicolor (takin)
Lineage: Eukaryota; Metazoa; Chordata; Mammalia; Artiodactyla; Bovidae
Exons: 1
Coding region: 1-1077 (358 amino acids)
Cellular component (GO): extracellular region
Source: RefSeq, a predicted model, not a curated record
AUGGAUACUGCCAGCAGCCUUGUAUGGUAUCCAUGCGCCUUAAACAAACUGCCUUACGCAGAACCAACAAACAUGUCGAUUUUCGACCCGGGUUUAUCAUCUUCUGCUAAGGUUUUAGGCUGCACAAACCCAAAAUGUGGUUGGCUUGCGAAUCCUAACGUAAAUGAUCGAUGCCAAGGCUGUCAAACCAACAAGAACAAUUGUAAUCAACCUUGUCCACCAUAUUUUUAUAUGAAUGGUUAUGCAUCAAGUAUUGGGGUCUUUUUCUCUGAAAGUCUACGCUUCACGAAUAAAGCAGUAAUGAAUGAUUUUGUCAUUGGCUGCUCUAAUACAACCUCUAUAUGGCCUGCCGGUGUUUCUGGAUUCGGCCGCGGUCCCGGGUCACUGCCGGCUCAGAUGGGGAUCAAGAAGUUCUCAUAUUGUCUAGUAAGCCAUGCUUUUGAUGACAAGGCUAAAAGUAGUGAACUUGUUCUACAUACUGGGCCAAAUACUGAUGAAAAUGACAUUACGCUUCAGUAUACACCAUUUCACAGAAUCACUGAGGCCUCAUUUUCUGUAUUGAAUGAAUAUUAUUAUCUGAGUCUUGAAAAGAUUAGCGUUGGUGGGGUUGAUGUUAAUGUUCCUUCCAAGUAUCUAGUGCCAGAAUCCAAUGGCAAUGGUGGGCUUGUUGUGGAUUCUUCAAGCAUGUUAACGUACAUGGACAAAGCAGUCUACGACAUGGUAUCACAACAAUUUGAGAUGCUAAAAAAUCCUGAGUAUGCUAGAGCUCCUGCUGACAUGGAAGAUGAGUGGGGAUUGAAGCCUUGUUUUAUUGUUCCAAGCAAAAAUCCAAUGGAUUUUCCUGAACUGACUUUACACUUUGAAGGUGGUGCAGAAAUGGAGAUCUCAAUGAUGGAAUAUUUUUCCUACAGUGAUGAUCAAGAUUUGGCUUGUAUGAGCCUGGUCACAUCUGAUUCGGGCGAUGCUGGAAAUGCAGUCGGGCCGUCAAUAGUUUUUGGAAAUUAUCAGCAACAAGAUCUUUACUUGGAGUUCGACUUAGAAAAUGAGAGGCUUGGAUUCAGGGAUCAAACGUGCUAA